This is a messenger RNA of Pelobates fuscus (common spadefoot toad), 4747 nucleotides long. It is a transcript of the gene MUC1, whose product is annotated as mucin 1, cell surface associated. The transcript has 7 exons. Bases 325 to 2766 code for a protein of 813 amino acids. Lineage: Eukaryota; Metazoa; Chordata; Amphibia; Anura; Pelobatidae. The record is from RefSeq and is a predicted model, not a curated record.
UCUUAUUAGAGGGGAAGCUAGUGCCUAGGGGAAAAACACAGAAUAGUUUUGGCCCCGAUUGCUUCAUUGAGCUGGUGCUUAGUGAAGUGUAGAACAAUCUUCGCUUAGUGAGCUUUGGGUUGUGCAAACCUAUUUCUUGUGUCCUUGGCCAGUGGGGGAGGAUCCACCUGCUCUCAGGUGCUGGGCUGUUUUAAGUAAGGUAUAAAGCUGCUGGGAGGGGUUCUCUACCUUUCUAAAGCAAAAGAGGUAACGGCACAAGAAGACACAGAGAAGUACUCAUCUGCCAACGAUAACAGGAUAUACCACACUGCCCGGAGUAAAAGGAUGUACCCCUCAGCAAAGAACAUGUGUUUCGUACUACUUAUCUGCAUGUCCUGUGUCUUAAAGGCAAGUGCUCAGUCACCCACAGACUCCACGUUUACCAGCUCACCAAGCAGCAAUGUAACCACAAAUACCACUGAAUCAACAGUAACACAUGUAACAAGUACUGCUGCAUCUACAACAACCAAUUCACAAAAUACCACUUUAUUUACAGAAGCCAGCUCGGCAAACACUUCUGAAUCCACAACACCAACAAAAACCACUGUAUUCACAACACCCAGUACACAGAACACCACUGCAACCACAUCAACUAAUACAUCAACCACAGUUCCAAACACCACUGAAACUAUAUCACUGAAUACCAUAUCAACAGCAACCAACUCCCCAAAUGUCACAGGAUCCACAACAACCAACUCCCCAAAUGUCACAGGAUCCACAGCAACCAUCUCACCAAAUGUCACAGGAUCCACAGCAACCAUCUCACCAAAUGUCACAGAAUCCACAGCAACCAUCUCACCAAAUGUCACAGGAUCCACAGCAACCAACUCCCCAAAUGUCACAGGAUCCACAGCAACCAACUCCCCAAAUGUCACAGGAUCCACAGCAACCAACUCCCCAAACGUCACAGGAUCCACAGCAACCAACUCCCCAAACGUCACAGGAUCCACAGCAACCAACUCCCAGAAUGUCACAGAAUCCACAGCAACCAACUCCCCGAAUGUCACAGGAUCCACAGCAACCAUCUCACCAAAUGUCACAGGAUCCACAGAAACCAACUCCCCGAAUGUCACAGAAUCCACAGCAACCAACUCCCCGAAUGUCACAGAAUCCACAGCAACCAACUCCCCGAAUGUCACAGGAUCCACAGCAACCAUCUCACCAAAUGUCACAGGAUCCACAGCAACCAACCCCCCGAAUGUCACAGGAUCCACAGCAACCAACCCCCCAAAUGUCACAGGAUCCACAGCAACCAACUCCCCGAAUGUCACAGGAUCCACAGCAACCAUCUCACCAAAUGUCACAGGAUCCACAGCAACCAACUCCCCGAAUGUCACAGGAUCCACAGCAACCAACAACCCGAAUGUCACAGGAUCCACAGCAACCAACUCCCCAAAUGUCACAGGAUCCACAGCAACCAACUCCCCAAAUUUCACAGGAUCCACAGCACACACCACAGGAUCCACAGCAACCAACUCCCCAAAUGUCACAGGAUCCACAGCAACCAUCUCACCAAAUGUCACAGGAUCCACAGCAACCAACUCCCCGAAUGUCACAGGAUCCACAGCAACCAUCUCACCAAAUGUCACAGGAUCCACAGCAACCAACUCCCCGAAUGUCACAGGAUCCACAGCAACCAACUCCCCAAAUGUCACAGGAUCCACAGCAACCAACUCCCCAAAUGUCACAGGAUCCACAGCAACCAACUCCCCAAAUGUCACAGGAUCCACAGCACACACCACAGGAUCCACAGCAACCAACUCCCCAAAUGUCACAGGAUCCACAGCAACCAUCUCACCAAAUGUCACAGGAUCCACAGCAACCAACUCCCCGAAUGUCACAGGAUCCACAGCAACCAACUCCCCGAAUGUCACAGGAUCCACAGUACACACCACAGGAUCCACAGCAACCAACUUUGCAAACACCACAGGAUCUACAUCACAGACGAAUACCACUGUAUCCACAGCAACCACAGCUCCAAGUACCAGUAUAUCCACAGCAACCAGCCAACCGAAUACCAAUGCAUCCACAGCAAAUACAACCCCCAUCGCCCCUCCAUUAUCUACUGCAGCUCCUCCAUCAGUGUAUGUGCAGAUGCGUAUUACGAACAAGGACUACACCACAUCUCUCAAUGAUGCCACGUCAGUGGCUUACAAUGACCUAGCAACCAAGGUUAAAGAAAUGUUUAAUAUAGUUUACAACUGCUCUGGAUGCAGCACUCAAAAUUCAUAUCUAGGAACAGAAAUUCUGCAGUUCCGAUCGGGAUCUGUGAUUGCAGACACGAAAGUCCAGUUCUCCAGUCAGGGGAGUGUCAACAGUGCCCAGACAAUUCUAAAUGAUAAAUUAGCAACAGCUGGCAACACUAUUAAUGGGCUCACAGUUACUGAUGUUACUGUUAGUAGUUCGCCGAUACAGUCUACCACAACAAGUACCGGUGUGCCCGGGUGGGGAAUUGCCUUGCUUGUCCUGGCGUCUGUCAUUCUUCUUCUUGCCAUUAUUUUCAUCAUUGUCAUGAUAACCACAAUGUGCCGUCGAAAGAGCAGCGGUUACAUGGAUGUAUUUUCGUCACGUGGCUCAUACCACUCCAUGAACGACUACAAUACCUAUCAAACUCACGGACGCUACGAAGCUCCCAACAAGCUAGGACAAAGUAAUGAGGCUUCAGGUAAUGGAACCAAAGGCAGGUUCUCCUACACGAACCAAGGCCUACAAACCAACGAGUUUUAAAAAGAGGAAACGGGACAAGAAGAGCACCCUUAACAGAUUGAAUUUUAAUGUGAAAGACACUAGGCUUCAUUUAUCACACAAAACAUAUAUUCCCCCUUUAAACUGUGGAUACAGACUACUUUCAAACUGAAAUGAACACAACGUUAUUUGCAGACCGAGGUAUCUUCCGGACUUUAAACAUCUACCAUCUUCUCAGACGUAUCUCAGUUUCGCAGAAUCUUUGGGGGGUUUACUUCAGCAAUUUGUGACUGUGACUUUGCACCUCAACAAAAUAAAAGGAAAAAGAUAUCCUUUGAGAAAAAGGAAAACUCAAAGAAACUCUGUAGGACAAGAAUAACCAGCCGAAACGCCAUGCAGACACUAUACUACAGGUUUAAGCCUGCCAAGAAUACACUACCCUUUCGGAAAACAGAAUACUCAUAACACCAUAUUUAAUAACAGUAUUUUGUGGAAUCCAGAAAACUAUUAUAAUAGCAUUGACUGAAAAGCAUUUGAUCUGGACUAAAUCCAUACAUUGACAGAUUUUUAUUUUGUCGAUGUUUCAUUAGCUUGAUAAGACUUGGUCUGAACUUGCUCAGGGCACUGUGACAGACAGCUGGGUACUGCCGGUCACACGCCGUAGGGCAGUCACAGGGAUGGGUAGGAGAAAUUCAAUGAAACCCUCCCUUUACAGACCUGUAUGGACUUGCUCUUAUCAAGACGUCUCUGGAGGUUUAUGCCUGAUUUCACUGCUUUCGGUUAUCAAAUCACAGUGUGACAAACUGUAUUCAUCUUUCUUUAACUUUCUUGCAGCUUGUAAUGUUUAUAUAAUGUACCCCAACUGUAAUAAGUAAAACGUCAAGGGAGAGCAAUGUUUGACACAGGGUGUGGGGGGAGAGCAUAGCUUAUUACACCGAUACAUUGCUAGAUGAUCCUAAAAAUUGAAUGUAAAAUAGCACUGGCCCUCGGAGCUUGUGAACUAAACUGUAUUCGAAAAAGAAACAGGUUAUCUUUGAAUCCUCUUAUCCUGUCUCGGAAUACACAGGGAACCUGGCCAGUGAACAAAAAUCUCAUGUAAAUGGAAGUCAGGCUCCGGAGCAUCCCACACAAUGAAGGUGGGAGUAUGAAGGAUCCUGACGUGAUAUUGCCAAAUGUCAAAUAGCUGUCAAGUGCCAAAUUCCUUUUUUAUUAUUAACGCUGCCCCUCCCUUGCCCUUCGUUUGUACACUCCAGACUGGGUUGGUCUCUGUGCACAAAACAUUUGUUAUAUAAACAAGGAUUUCAAUCAAUGUUCCUCAUACAGUGUAAUGUUUAAUUUAUUUAUUUCCGUGUAAGGCAUUCAGCAAAGGCCUAUCAGAUGAUCAUUUGCCCUUCACUUUGGAUUAAUGCUGCAUAUAUAUAUAUGUAAUUAACCAAAUAACCAAAUAAUAACAGACAAUGGCACAGAAGCAUUUGGAUAAGACAGGGCUGGGCCCUUGAGAUGUGAAAUGUACUCCGUUAACACAGAGGAAAACUGUAGGCCUAAAAUGGCUGGCCAUGAUAUACAGGUUCAGACCUUAUUUCCCUCAGCAUGGUCUGGCAUUAAUUAUACAGCACUGGUGGCAAAAUGCAGCCUACCAGCUGCUGAAAAAACAACUCUACCCAUAAUGCUUUGCCAGCAAAGCUUGAUGGGCAAUGUAGUUCUACAAGAGCUGAGUGGGACUAUUUUUUUGGACAUCCAUGUUACAGACUCUGUUAUGGCAUGUGUAAGCAAAGACAUUGAAGGAAAUGGUCUGCUGAGAUAAGCUCAGUCUUUUUAACAAGAGUCCUGUCUCUAAACUGGAAGGACAGGUCUGAUGAAGAGCUAUGUCUUAUAGCAUUAAUCCUACCUACAGGGCAAACUUUGCAUAUUUAAUUCCCGUAUUAUGUAUGAGUAAAUAUUUAUAUAUAUAUAUAUAUUGCUGAAUUUCCUUUACAUUGUACUCUAAGAAUUAGUUUAAUAUAAAAUAAAGAUAAUCUGAGAA